AUGAGUGAACAGGCCAAAACAGAGCUGUCAUGUGGGGAGUAUGGCAGGGGUGGACCCUGGUCCCCCCAGAGAAAAUGGUGGCAGUCCAGCCGGCUUUUCAAUCAGGAUGUUGGCCUGCCGCCUUUCCUGGAGCCGGGGGACGCUUGGUGGAUGAAUGUGGACUGGCUCCAGAGGAGCUUGGCAGCCUCUGCCUGGCCAGGGUACAUGCCCGCUCCGCUGUUUGUGCCCUACAUCUCUGGGUCGAUGCAUCACCCCGGCCAGAAGAUUAGUAAGGAGCAGUUCAAGUGGAGGGUCAGCCUGGACGUGGCUCACUUCUCUGCCUCGGAGAUUUCUCUCAGCGUCAUAGAUGGAUUCCUGGAGAUUGGAGGAAAACACGAGGAGAGGCCAGACGAGCAUGGAUUUAUUGCCAGAUGUUUUACAAGGAAAUACAGGCUCCCAGCUGAGAUUGACGCUACCAAAAUCAUGUCCACGCUUUCUGUUGAUGGUAUCCUGACUGUGGAAGCUCCAGUUCCUGAAACCUCUGUUCCUGCUGCCAGCAUCAUUCCCAUAAAGGUGGAGAUGGAGGCUACUGGAGAAGAAGAAGAAAAACAUGAGAAGGAAGAAACCCCUGAAACAGACCCGGAUAGUAGCAGAGCACCAGAGGCUCCAGAGCUUCCGUCUGCAGAAGAUCAUGGGGAGGAGCCUCCACUAGAGGUCCAUGGUGAUCAGGCCCACCCUGACGGUGCCACAUUUGGGCUUCAGCAGCAGGAAGAGAGGAGGGAAAAGGAGGAGGAGACCCAUGAAGAGCCAGCUGGAGAGUCCCACCCUUCAGCGUCUGCAGAUGGCAAAGGCACAGAGAGUCCUCAAGAUUCUUCUAAGCACCAUGAAGCCCCGGAAAGCCAAGAAAGCCCAGAUACGGACGCGUCCAAACAGCCGGAACACAAAGAACCAGCCGUGGAUGAAGAGAUCCAGGUAAUGGCAGGCUCAGUGGACGCUGCCGAGGAGAUCACCCAGCCCGAGGAGCCGGAGCUGGGCAAAAGUCCACUGAGCGAGGUUCCGAGCCAGGAGCUGGAGGUUCCCGACAUAAAACAAGAACACACCGAGUAG
This is a messenger RNA of Xiphias gladius (swordfish), 1086 nucleotides long. RefSeq names its product heat shock protein beta-1. Bases 1 to 1086 code for a protein of 361 amino acids. The record is from RefSeq and is a predicted model, not a curated record. Gene Ontology annotation, biological process: protein refolding; response to heat. Gene Ontology annotation, molecular function: protein folding chaperone. The transcript is spliced from 4 exons. Lineage: Eukaryota; Metazoa; Chordata; Actinopteri; Istiophoriformes; Xiphiidae.